CAACAUUUCAGGAUUGAGCCUUUACCACUCUGGCCUCUGAACAUCCACUCUCCCAUCUCAUCCAUACAACAAUACAAUACAAUCGUCUCUCCACUCCUACACAACACAUACAGCCACACACAGCAAAAUGGUUUAUCCAUUCCAGCCCUGGAGCAGGGACUCAUCCAGCGUCCGCUCUUCCCUUAGCGAAGCCAGCCCCAGCAACACUCACGCCUACUUCGACCUGAGCUUCAGCAGCUCAUACUUGCCCGUGGGCAGCCUCAGCAAUAACAUCCCACCACCACCACCGCCUUCACCCAACGAUGACCUACUCGACAUUACUCCCCAGAAAUGCAGCUUCUCUUCGAACUCCACCAACAACGCCUGCGCUUUCCCGUCGUGGCCAAACCGGCCAUCUCUGAUCAGCUGCGACUCCGGGGAAUCGACAGCGUCCGCUUACCUGUCCGACGAGGAUCUCUUCCCUGAUGGCCCGAUGACCCCAGAACCCGCCAGCAGUAUCGACGAGGAAUCCGCCGCUAUGGACCCGCGUAUGGGCGGCACCAGCCUCACGACCGAGCAGCAGAUCCAGAUGCUCCGCGUUUUGGCCGAAGAAGAGGCCCAGCGUGCUCGGUUCCUCGCGCAGGUGCAGGCCCACGCGAAGGCGCAGCAGGCGAUCCGGGUUGCCCAGCUCGCAGCGACGGAGAAGGAGACCAACAAGCGCACCAAGAAGCGCAAGCCGGUCGUUGCUGAAAAGAAGCGACGGACGACCUCGUCUUCCAAGGUCGUCUACCGGUCGUAA
Molecule: messenger RNA, 778 nt
Organism: Aspergillus nidulans FGSC A4
Lineage: Eukaryota; Fungi; Ascomycota; Eurotiomycetes; Eurotiales; Aspergillaceae
Product: protein oefB
Exons: 1
Coding region: 128-778 (216 amino acids)
Source: RefSeq, a predicted model, not a curated record